AUGAACGAGGACGAGGCCAUCACCAAUGUCACGAAGAAGAUCGAGCGCGAGAAGGCGCUCAUCACAGCCGCAAAUGGCAUGCGGCAGUCGACGAACAACCCGGCUGUGCAGUCGCGGUUGGAUACACAGAUGCGAGAAGGACGAAGGAACAUAGACUACCUGGAAGGUCGGUUAAGAGAGCUGCAGAUGCGAAGGAUGGGUAGCGAUAUGGAGGGUAUGCGCCUAGAUCCUGGUAGUAACGGUGGCCCUCCUACGCCUUCUCAUGGCAGAAACAUGGGUCAACAAAGGGGUCUGCCUCCAUUGAUGGAUGGGCGGAAUCCAUACAUGGCUGACCCCGGCGGCUACGGAGAUCCGGGGCCAGGCGGGUAUAGUCAGCAGCUCAGCGGAGGUCAGGCGCUGAUGCCCCCGAGAGCGCCAUAUGCUCCGCCUGGGCCAGCUGCAGGACAACCGAAGGCACGGCCGAACUACAGCAAGCUUGACCUCAUCAAGUGGGAUACGCCCCAUUUGGGCCCUCGCAUCCAGCUCAUGUUGUCUCAACUUGAGUUCAAACUCAGCGUCGAGAAACAAUACAAGGAUGGCGUUGAGAAGAUGGUUCGGUUAUACCAGCUCGACGGAGACAGGAAAAGCAAGGCAGACGCCGAGGCGAAGCGAAUCGAAAGCAACCAGAAGAUACAGCUUCUGAAGCAAGCACUUAAACGCUACGAGGAUCUUCACGUCGACAUCGAGGGUCUAGACGGCCCGGAUGACGACAGUCUCAAUAUUCCAAGCGCUAGGAAGCCGCUUAGUGGGCACCUAACACUGAGAAUACACGCGGUAGCUGAUGUCGACCAUGCUGCGACAGGCAAGUUUAGCAGAGGUCCCGAGACGUUCGUCGUGAUGAAGGUUGAGGACGCGGUUAAGGGCCGGACGAAGGCCACAAGGACCGACAAAUGGACUGACGAGCUACACGAGAUCGACAUCGACAAGGCGAACGAAAUCGAGCUUACUGUAUAUGAUAAGACCGGCAGUCAUCCACUUCCCAUCGGGAUGCUUUGGCUUCGCAUAUCCGACAUCGCGGAGGAAAUGCGACGCAAGAGAAUAGAAACCGAGUUCAACAACUCAGGCUGGGUGCCGGCAGAGAAGAUGUCUAAUGGGGGACAGCCCAGAUCCGAUCUGCAGUUCAACCCACCGCCGGGACAGAAUUUCACACCUGCCGGUACUUCAAGCAGCGCUGCAGCCUCUGGUGGACAAGCAGCCGGGCCGGUACCGCAGACUGGGCCAGUAGCCAUUGAUGCCUGGUUCUCUCUUGAGCCUGUAGGACGCGUACACCUGACAAUGAGUUUUAUGAAACAAGCCAAGGACAGAAGGCCAUUCGACCUAGGUCUUUACCGUAAGGGUGCUAUCCGUCAGCGCAAGGAAGACGUUCACGAGCAGUACGGACAUAAGUUCGUCCAGCAGCAGUUCUUCAACAUUAUGCGCUGCGCGCUCUGCGGUGGUUUCCUCAAGUACGCGGCUGGUUAUCAAUGCGCUGACUGCAAGUAUAUGUGUCAUGAGAAGUGCUACCAAAAGGUUGUGACCAAAUGUAUAACGCAGUCCAACGCGGAGACCGAUCCAGAUGAGGCGAAGCUUAACCAUAGGAUACCGCACCGUUUCGAGCCAUAUUCGAACAUGGGCGCCAACUGGUGUUGCCAUUGUGGCUAUAUGCUUCCUCUUGGGAAGAAGGCGUCAAGGAAAUGCACAGAAUGCGCACUUACCUGUCACGUGCAAUGCAUUCAUUUCGUCCCAGACUUCUGUGGCAUGUCGAUGGAAAAGGCGAACCAAAUCUUAGGAGAAAUCCGAAACACGAAGAAGCGCCAAACCACAUCCACAUCAUCCAUGAGCUCUCGGACACUGAGACCCUCAUCGGGGAGACCAACACCUCCGCCCUCUCAGAACUCCUUUGCACCACCACCGCAAGGACAAGACCACCUUUCUGUGGAUCAACGGUACUCGUAUGGCAAAGACCAACCAUACGAGCAACCACCUCGUAGUCAAUCCUAUGGUCCAACAGCACCGGCAUCAGAAAGCGCUCUGCGGGCUGCUAGAGAAUCUUUCGGUUCGGGCGGUGCACCAACGUCACCCACACAGACAAGACCUUCAGCAGCUCCACGAACGCAGUCGGAAGCGGCGGCGGCUGCAAGCGCAGCCUUACCACCGACUAAUUAUGCAGCUGGCGCCAAUACUCGAACGCCUGGCGGCUACCAGCCACCGAGCGCCGGCCGGCCUGACGAUUCACGGCUAGCUGGCCCAGGCCAGCCCCGCCCGCAACAGCCUCCUUUGUCCCAACCCGCUCAAUACGACCCAGCAGCAUAUGCCAACAUUCCUGGCUAUGCACCCAAACAGUACCCAGGUCAGCCGCCGUCACAGGCUGUCCCUCAAAAUUAUGGUGCACCCCCGCCAGGACCUGCGCAGCCGCCAGCCCAGCCGCCGCAACAGCUACAACAACCCCCGUCUGUGCAGGUGUCUCAACCCACUCCGCCGCCGCAAUCUCAAGCCGUUGUGGAACAGCGGAAACCGGCGCCUCCAGCCAACACCCAGGGGACCGGCAGGCGAAUAGGACUCGAUCACUUCAACUUCCUGGCGGUGCUCGGCAAGGGCAACUUUGGUAAAGUCAUGCUUGCGGAGACAAAGACCACGAAGCAGUUGUAUGCUAUCAAAGUGCUGAAGAAGGAGUUCAUCAUCGAGAAUGACGAGGUCGAGAGUACAAGAUCAGAGAAGCGGGUGUUCUUGAUCGCUAACAAGGAACGACACCCGUUCCUCCUCAACCUACACGCCUGCUUCCAGACGGAAACUAGAGUGUACUUCGUCAUGGAGUACAUCAGUGGAGGCGAUCUCAUGCUGCAUAUUCAGCGUGGUCAAUUCGGGACCAAGCGAGCGCAAUUUUACGCAGCGGAAGUCUGCUUGGCGCUCAAGUACUUCCACGAGAACGGUGUCAUCUACCGUGACUUGAAGCUCGAUAAUAUCCUCUUGACCCUGGACGGUCAUAUCAAGAUUGCCGACUACGGCCUCUGCAAGGAGGACAUGUGGUAUGGCUCAACGACGAGCACGUUCUGCGGCACCCCCGAAUUUAUGGCGCCGGAGAUCUUACUCGACAAGAAGUACGGCCGAGCAGUCGACUGGUGGGCAUUCGGGGUCCUCAUCUACCAGAUGCUGCUGCAACAGUCUCCGUUCCGUGGCGAAGAUGAAGACGAGAUUUACGACGCCAUCCUUGCUGACGAGCCACUAUAUCCCAUUCACAUGCCCAGAGACUCGGUCUCGAUCCUACAGAAGCUCCUGACGCGAGAGCCGGACCUCCGGCUAGGCAGUGGGCCCACGGAUGCUCAGGAGAUCAUGAGCCAUGCAUUCUUCCGGAAUAUCAACUGGGAGGAUGUGUACCACAAGCGCCUUCCUGCACCCUUCCUGCCGCAGAUCACCUCUGCGACUGAUACCAGCAACUUUGAUUCGGAGUUCACGAGCGUCACUCCUGUCCUCACACCCGUGCAGUCUGUCCUUUCGCAAGCCAUGCAAGAAGAAUUCCGCGGAUUCUCUUACUCUGCGGACUUCGCCUGA
Coniosporium apollinis CBS 100218 is the source of this 3567-nucleotide messenger RNA. RefSeq names its product AGC/PKC protein kinase. The transcript is spliced from 9 exons. Lineage: Eukaryota; Fungi; Ascomycota; Dothideomycetes. The coding region runs from base 1 to 3567 and encodes 1188 amino acids. Gene Ontology annotation, biological process: protein phosphorylation; signal transduction; fungal-type cell wall biogenesis. Gene Ontology annotation, molecular function: ATP binding; diacylglycerol-dependent serine/threonine kinase activity. The record is from RefSeq and is a predicted model, not a curated record.